Molecule: messenger RNA, 1009 nt
Organism: Nilaparvata lugens (brown planthopper)
Lineage: Eukaryota; Metazoa; Arthropoda; Insecta; Hemiptera; Delphacidae
Exons: 2
Coding region: 207-716 (169 amino acids)
Source: RefSeq, a predicted model, not a curated record
GAACAUUGAAAGGAAGCUUUUUUGAUAAGAUGUGGACCAGUGAUGAAUCAGCUAGAGAUUCGUCUAACUGAUAGUUUUUAUACAUCAAAUCUGUUAUAAAAUCAGUGUAGGAUUGUCCAUUUCUGCUAUCAUAAGUGCAUAAAAUAAUUUCUGAUAGUGCGUCCAUCUGUUUACAUUUACUCCAAUACUGUUGCAGGAACUGGGAGAUGAAGUCCUCCAGGCUGUUGAUAUCUCGCAUCCGGCUCUGGAAAAACAUCAGCGGCUCGCCGAGUAAUAGACUGGACAAUUGGAAACGCCACAUUAACCAAGAGGUUGGUGAUUGCGGAUGGCGGUUGACUGGCGAUAUCGGAUGGCGAUUGGGUAGCAGCAUUCUCUGUUCCUUUGGCGACACUUGGAGCGAUCUGCGGAGACGCCGGUAUCGGGUUGGACGCCCUCACUCCCUCAUCUCUGCCAGUUGGACUCUCAUCGGAAUUAAUCGCAUCGACGACGUUAUCGAUCUUCGUAGAAGACAAUUGGGCCAAGUUUUGCGGGUCGAAAUUGAUGGAGCAUAUGCUGCCUCCUUCUCUCUCCCGUGGGGUCUCCGCUGCAUUGUCCUGGGGUUGUUGAUUGGCCGGUGUCGUAGCUACAUAGUUUUGGGAGUGGUCGCUGAAGUAGGAGAUUUGCGAGUUAGCUGGCGACUGGUUCAUGGUGACGAUAUUAUGGAAUACUUCGAAUAAAUUGUCAAGUGUGCUGCCAUAUCUCAGGAAUAUCAAAAUGAAUUCAGUGAUAGUGCCUAUUCUAGAUAAAAUUGUGUGGUGUUAAAAAUUUCAAGUGUCAUGUACAUAUAUUACGAAAAGACCUUCGAGUGACAGGUAUGACUUCUGACAUAGAUAGAUUGUAAACACUAAUAUAGUUCUUAAAAUUUUAGUUAGGGUCUUAUCUUCCUCAAUAACAACAGUAUUGUGAUGCCUCAAAUAACCUAUAACCCUGGUCAGCAUACAAUGUCUAGAUUCAAAAAUCAAAAUCAAAA